Molecule: messenger RNA, 3484 nt
Organism: Biomphalaria glabrata
Lineage: Eukaryota; Metazoa; Mollusca; Gastropoda; Planorbidae
Product: prolow-density lipoprotein receptor-related protein 1-like
Exons: 15
Coding region: 687-3281 (864 amino acids)
Source: RefSeq, a predicted model, not a curated record
CACAUCCAUGAAAUGGUUGUUAAUGUAUUCUAGGAGUGAAACUAGGGGAACUAGCGACACAUCCAUGAAAUGGUUGUUAAUGUAUUCUAGGAGUGAAACUAGGGGAACUAGCGACACAUCCAUGAAAUGGUUGUUAAUGUAUUCUAGGAGUGAAACUAGGGGAACUAGCGACACAUCCAUGAAAUGGUUGUUAAUGUAUUCUAGCCUUUACUUAUUACACGUAAACAAACAACUCAUGCUUGUGGUUGAUGUUCUGUUUCACUAGGAGAUUUUCGUACAUGGCAAAUGUGUAACUAGGUCAGCUUGUUGGUGUCUCCGGUGCAUUGACUACAGAAAGUGUUCUAAAGUUCACUGCAAAGGAUUGGUGGAGUGCUUUUUAGCAUUGCAGAAUCACAUGGUUAAAUCUCUACCUUUUGUAGCUUUGAAUUAGUUCGCAACGUUAAAAACUCAUUUUAGCGUCCUUAGCAUUGUUUAGUUGAUCGCGAAAGUCUCCGAUAGCUUUUGAUGUGUCACUUUCAGAUUCCAUUGAGCUGCCUAUUGGAAAAUGGAAUGGGUUUUUUUCUAAAGUAUAUUUUGAUUAUUAUUAGAACAGUAGUUGAUCAGUUACCUCUCUUCUUUGAACAGGGCUAGCUGUUGAUUGGUCGACAGGUAACUUGUACUGGUCGGAUUCAAGUUUUAGAAGAAUCAUGGUAGCCAAUCAGGAUGGCAAAUAUCCUAGUGUCUUACAUUACUCGGAUACAGCUCAUCCUGAAGCAAUAGUUGUACAGAGUCAACUGAGAUACCUAUUCUGGAUAGAAACAUUCAAAGACACGUAUCAGAUUCAAAGAUCAAACCUUGACGGCAAAAAUAAAAUUACUCUGAUAAAUAAGUCUCGUCUGAUGCAUAACCCUGAACAUCUGGCUAUUGAUAUUUGGAAAAACAGAUUGUGUUGGACCAAUGGAAAUCAAAUAUGUUGCUUUACUUUUGAUGGAGAGGUGUUAGAUCGAUGUUUUGACGUUCAGAAUUCUGUUCAGUCUCUGGAUAUAAUGCAUGGUCUGAUGAUAAUGACAGAGACACUGGGAGGUCUAAAAGUUUCUGAAUUUAAUAAUUACAUUCCUUCAGGGCCUAUGACUUCACCAACAUUUUAUUCAGGAAUAAAUUUCACUGAUGUAAUUUACUAUCAUGUUUCCAAACAAACCUUAGCAUCAGAUCCAUGCAUGAAAGAUUUAGCCUCCACCAGAAAUGAUUCGGAAAUCAAAGGUCAGGCAAAUUUUGACAGACAUUGUUCUCACCUUUGUCUGCCUUCAUAUGAAUCAUCAAAAUGUGUGUGUAUGACAGGCUACUGGCUGAAGUCUAACGGAGAAUGCUGGGAAGGUGUUGUCGAGAAUAACUUUUGGUUGUUCAGUGACCUUCAGACUGGGCAGAUGUUUCGUCAGUUUGCCCUUCUCCCAGAUUACUACACGGUUUUAACACCUGGUCGUUUCCAUUUUAUAGAUGUGACUAUUGACAGUAUAGAGAAAAGAAUGUACUGGGUGGAUGCUAAUAGUAAUAUAGUUUAUUCUCAGCUUUUAAAUGGAACUCAGCUACGUGUCAUAUUCAUUGGAAAUGAAACAUUUCAUAUUGCAAAAAUUAAGAUGGCAGCACGACCUCAUUUACUUUAUAUUAUUUCCAAGGCUGGAGAGGUUCUAGUGUUUAGUUUACUCUCUGGCUAUUAUCGUCGCAUUUUACAGGAAGUAAAAUGGAUGAUACGUCACAUUGAUGUUGACGAAGAAAACAGGCUCUUGUACAUGACAGCCAUCUUAAACACAGCGACAGAUAAAACGUCCGUGAUACUUGGCGCCAUCUUGUGCUCUUGCAUGGACGGAAGUGAAGCAAAAACUGUGUAUGUCUAUAAUGGAAGUCCAUUGGGGAUAGUUUUGUAUAAUAAUAGUUUAUUUUGGGUUGAUCCAAUUGAACACAUGAUACUGAUGGGGAAAAACGUAGGAAAAGUAGUUCAGGUUCAGCCAGUUGUAAGACUCACUGGUGAUGCUUACCCUGAAAAUAUUGUAGUGAAAGGUGAAGAGGUGUUUUUCACUGAUAAAACAAAGCAAGCCCUGCAAAGAUUUCAUUUAAACAGCUCAGCUAUGAUUUCCAAUGCUGGUUAUCCUUACAUGAACAGAAUAGCAGGGUUAAGCUUCUACGAUUCAAGUAUCGUCCUAAAGCCUGACAAGCCAACACAUUGUAAUGGGAUCUGGGUUCCUAAACCCAACAGCCAAACAGUUUGUGUCUGUGAUGAUGAGCCCAAGAAUGUCACUGACGGCCAAUGUUUUCAUGUUAAUAGCGUGAUACAAAAAGUAGCGGCUAGUCUAGGCAUGUGCAUGGUCAAGCCUCAACCAAACGCCAGUGUCAUUGGUGAAAACGUUGGUAACUAUGUGACACAUGGAAAUGUUCUUACAGUUUCCUGUAACCCAGGAUUUAUAUUCAGUAAGACAAACAAUCAGAAUGAGACCAGGGUGUGCUCUCAGGGCCAGUGGUCAUCUCGAGAUAGUUGUGUGUCAGUGAUGAAGUUCACCAUAACAGGUAACAGCAGCCAUGGCUAUGUUGCGCUCAAAGAAUCGACACUGUUUAUUGUUCCUCAAGGCAUAUUUUACGUAGAUGUCGUAUGUAUUGGAGGUGGCGGAGGUGGGAUUGAUGCAUGCAAUAAGAGCUCAUUUCAAAACGAUUCUCAAGCUGGCGAUGGUGGAUUGUCGUCAUUUGGAAGUUACUUACGGGCUAAUGGCGGUCAUGGAGGCUCUCUGGACAAAGGUGGUAAAGGCGGAGUUGGAAAAACAUUGUUUGGUGGUGAUGGUCUCCUGAGCUAUAAUUGUCAGGGUGGUGGCGCUGCUGGGCAGACUGAGCCUGCAGAUGUAUGCAAACUAAGCCAGACGUCUUGUCUCUUUUGUGGCGCUGGUGGAGCCAUGAUCAAAUGCUCAAACUGCUUUUCCCGCAGGGGCGGCUGUGGAGGUGUAGGAAGCCAAAAGGGUCCAGAAGAAGGGGCUGCAGACAACUAUGGAGGCGGUGCAACAGGUCUUUUUGGAGGUGGGAGUGGGGGAGGCGGAGGCUACUCUAGAGGCUUGAUAAAAGUAUUUCCGCAACAACAAAUACACAUUAAAGUGGGAUUAGGAGGAACCCCGUCGGCAAGGGCUGCUGGAGAUGGAAUAGUUGUCGUAGGCUGGGGCUCCAGACUUGAGAAACUCAUUGAUAAAGCUUGGAAGAAAUCUACUGGACCUUGCAAGUCUAUUAUCUACAAAUCAUAUAUAUCCUUCGAUAAGUGUAAUACUUAAAUUAUUUAUUUCAUUUGCUGUAUAUGUAAACCUGCUUUAAAAAAAGUAUGUUACAUUUAUUCAUAUCAAGUUUCUAUUUAAAAUAAGUUUGCUUUUUUUUUUAAAUGUGGCCCAUCUCAAUUUUUAUUGUCAUUUAACUUCAAUAUGUGUAUUAUUGUUACUAUAAUGUAAAUCUGGUUAUGAAUAAAUUUAAUUUAAGUCUA